Messenger RNA from Sus scrofa (pig), 6694 nucleotides. It is a transcript of the gene COL18A1, whose product is annotated as collagen type XVIII alpha 1 chain. Gene Ontology annotation, biological process: extracellular matrix organization. NCBI's taxonomy places the organism in Eukaryota, Metazoa, Chordata, Mammalia, Artiodactyla, Suidae. The record is from RefSeq and is a predicted model, not a curated record. Gene Ontology annotation, molecular function: extracellular matrix structural constituent conferring tensile strength; protein binding.
GCCCCACCUCCGGACGGCAGAGGCCGCCCGCUGCUCCCUGGUGCACACAGCGCGAUGGCUCCCGACCCCAGCGGCCGGCCUGGCCACCUCGGCCUGCUGCUGCUGCUCGCCUGCUGCCUCGCGGCCACCUGGGCCGACCCCUUUCCCUGGCUGUGGUUCUCUGAGGCCACCAUGCCCAAGGCCACGCCGGCAUCUGUGCCCCAGGCCACGCCGGCCCCCGUGCCCCCGGGCAGCUCACCUGAGCAGCGCCCAGAGACACCACCGCGCACGUGGACCCCUGGGAUGGCGCCACCGACGCGGGGGAAGCCCCGGCCAGCCCUGAGCCUCGUCUGGAGAGGCUGGAGGGGGGCCAGGGCCAGGGCCCCGCUCUCCCCACGGCCCCCCCGGGAGCCGGGACCCCAAGGAGGAGAACAUCGCGGGUGUGGGAGCCAAGAUCCUGAACGUGGCUCUGGGCAUCCAGCGCUUCAUCCGGCUGUGGGACGACACCACGCACCCCGAGAGCUCCGCCGGCGGGGGGACGCCAGCCCUCCGACCCCCACAGACCCCCUCACCACCCCCGGGCCGUCCAGCACCCUCUGGGAGAGUGGAACCACGCUCUGGCUGAGCAGUGGGGCCCCGAGCUCGCCAGACACCCAGAGGACGGAGGCCGGCACCCAGCCGCUGCCCACCCAGCCGCCGCCCUCCCCAGGCGGGCCCCUGGCGCCGUUCAGGGCACCCUCGGUACCACCACCAGCCCCAGGUAGAGCUUCUCUGUCCCCCGCACCAGGUGGGGCUCCUCCCUGGGGAAGCCAGCUGUCUCCCGGGUGGUCCCAGGAGCUGGACGGCAAAGGACUCUUGCCCGUGGCAGCCAGGCCAGGCCAGCAGCACCGACACCCUGACGUCCGCAGGCCACCUCUGCUUCCCUUGGUGACGGGCUCUCCUGGCGCGCACGGCCCUUCGGCUCUCUCCUCUGGCGCCCCUGCCACGCUGUCCUACGUCGCAUUGGCAGCUCUAAUUGGGGACGGUGGUGCUUGGCUUCCCCACGUGGCUAAUUCUUCGGGGCCUGGUCUCGCUCAUACCUCCGCACAGCUCGGGGCCACCGGCCGCUGCCUGCCUCUGCCGCCCUCCCUGGCGAUCUGCAGCCGCCUGGGCAUCGGGCGUGUCUGGCUGCCCAACCACCUGCACCACGGGAGCGGCGAGGAGGUGCAGGCCGCGGCCCGGGCCUGGGGGGCGCUCCUCCAGACCCGCUGCCACCGCUUCCUCGCCUGGUUCUUCUGCCUGCUGCUCGCCCCGCCCUGUGGCCUGGGCCCUGCCGCCCCACCGCCCUGCCGCCAGUUCUGCGAGACCCUGGAGGACGCAUGCUGGAGCCACCUGGACGGGGGCGGGCUGCCGGUCCCCUGCGCCUCGCUCCCGGCACGGGAGGACGGGCACUGCGUGUUCAUUGGGCCGGCUGCAGAGGGCGAGGCCGUCGAGGUUGGGCUCCAGCAGAUGCUCGGGGAGCCCCUGCCGCGGCAGGUGGCCCUGGUGCACGACCCUGACGUGGGGCCCGCCUACGAGUUCGACGGGAUCAGCGGUGUUGGCCAGGCGGCCCUGAGCCUCGUGCCCCGCACGUUCUUCCACGACUUCUCGCUGCUCAUGCGCGUGCGGCCGGCCUCAGCCGGCGCAGGCGUGCUGUUCGCGGUCACGGACGCGGCGCAGGCGGUGGUCUUGGUGGGCGUGAAGCUGGCGGCGGCGCGCGGGGGGCAGCAGCAGGUGCAGCUGCUGUACACGGAGCCCGGCGCCACCCGCACACGCACGGCCGCCAGCUUCACACUGCCCGCGCUCCACGGUCGCUGGACGCACCUGGCGCUUAGCGUGGACGGCGCGCACGUCGCGCUCUUCGUGGACUGUGAGGAGGUCCAGCUGGAGCCCCUGUCGCGCUCCCUGCGCGCCCUGCAGCUGGAGCCCGACGCCCGCCUCUUCGUGGCUCAGGCCGGCCGAGCGGACCCUGACAAGUUCCAGGGCAUGAUCUCAGAGCUGAGGGUGCGCGGGGACCCCCAGGUGAGCCCCCUGCAGUGUCGGUACGGGGACGAGGACGAGGACGACAGUGACAACGAGGCUUCCGGAGACUUGGGCAGCGGGCUCGCCGAGGAGGCCGGGGAGCGUCUCGGGGCGCCGUCGGGCGCGCCCCUGAGGCCCCGGCUCCCAGAGGCCCCCCCAGUCACCUCCCCGCCCUUGGCUGGAGCUGGCGACGAGGAGGAUUCCAGGACAGAGGAGGUCGAGGAGGCCACCACGGUGCCGUCGCCAGGAGCUCAGACCCUGCCUGGCUCGGGAGCUGUCACCACGUGGGACGGGAGCAGCUGGAGCCCUGGGGACAGCCUGGAAGAGCGAGGCCUGAAGGGGCAGGAGGAGCCAGGGGCUCAGGGCCUGCCUGGCCAGGCCAGUCCCCAGGGUCCCACAGGCCCCGUGAUGCGGAGCCCCGAAGCACAGCCUGUUCCUGGGCCGCAGGGACCCCCCGGCCCCCCAGGACCUCCAGGGAAAGACGGUGCCCCCGGCAGGGACGGCGAGCCGGGUGACCCUGGCGAAGACGGGAAACCCGGGGACACUGGGCCGCAGGGCUUCCCCGGAACCCCCGGAGACGUGGGCCCCAAGGGUGAGAAGGGCGACCCUGGGGUCGGGCCGAGGGGACCCCCAGGACCCCAAGGGCCUCCAGGGCCCCCAGGACCCUCCUUCAGACACGACAAGCUGACCUUCAUCGACAUGGAGGGGUCUGGGUUUGGCGGCGACCUGGAGAGCCUCCGAGGCCCUCGAGGCUUCCCGGGGCCCCCCGGCCCCCCCGGCGUCCCAGGCCUGCCCGGAGAGCCAGGCCGCUUCGGGAUGAACAGUUCCGAUGUCCCUGGCCCCGCAGGCCUUCCCGGAGUGCCUGGACGGGACGGAGCCCCUGGGCCUCCCGGGCCCCCGGGCCCCCCAGGUUUCCCAGGAAGAGAUGGGCAAGCAGGGCAGACCGGCCAGAAAGGCAGCGUCGGCGAGGUGGGCGCCCCCGGACCGAAGGGAAGCAAGGGAGACCCCGGCCCCGUCGGCGCUCCUGGGAACCCCGGCCUGGCAGGGGUCCCCGGACCAGCAGGACCACCAGGGCCCCCCGGGCCCCCCGGACCUCCAGGCCCAGGACUUGCCGCCGGGUUUGACGACAUGGAAGGCUCCGGGGGACCCUUCUGGUGGGCUGCCCAAGGCGCCGACAGGCCGCAGGCACCGCCCGGCCCGCCCGGAGUCAAGGGGGAUCCUGGAGCCGUGGGGCCAGCAGGGACCAAGGGAGAAGUCGGAGCAGACGGAGCUCCCGGGUUGCCCGGCCUCCCCGGCAGAGAGGGCGCAGCUGGACCCCAGGGACCAAAAGGAGAGAAGGGCACCCGGGGAGACAAAGGAGACCCCGGGAAGGACGGAGUGGGGCAGCCGGGCCUCCCGGGACCCCCUGGACCCCCAGGGCCUGUCGUCUAUGUAUCAGACAGAGCGGUGGCGAGCGUGCCAGGCCCCGAGGGCCGCACGGGGUUUGCAGGCUUCCCCGGACCGGCCGGGCCAAAGGGUGACCUGGGCUCCAAAGGCCAGCCAGGCCUCCCGGGACCCAAGGGCGAGAAGGGCGAGCCAGGCACAGUCUUCAGCCCCGACGGCAGACCACUGACCCCUGCCCAGAAAGGAGCCAAGGGUGAGCCUGGCUUCCGAGGACCCCCGGGUCCAUAUGGGCGGCCCGGGCACAAGGGAGAGAUUGGCUUCCCCGGACGGCCGGGUCGCCCCGGGAUGAACGGAUUGAAAGGGGAGAAGGGGGAGCCGGGAGAUGCCAGCGUGGGAUUCAGCCUGAGGGGUCCGCCUGGCCCACCCGGGCCCCCAGGGCCCCCAGGCCCCGCCGGGACUCCUGUCUAUGACAGCAACGCGUUUGUGGAGUCCGGCCGCCCUGGACCCCCAGGACUGCCAGGGUACCAGGGGCCUCCUGGGCCGAAGGGUGACAAAGGAGAGAUGGGCCCACCUGGACCACCAGGGCAGUUCCCGUUCGACCUCCUCCACAUGGAAGCUGAGCUGAAGGGGGAGAAGGGCGACCGAGGGGAAGCCGGGCAGAAAGGAGAAAGGGGCGAGCCGGGGGGCGGCGGAUUCUUCGGCUCCAGCGUGCCCGGUCCCCCUGGCCCGCCAGGCUACCCUGGGAUUCCGGGUCCUAAGGGAGAGAGCAUCCGGGGCCAACCUGGCCCUCCCGGACCUCAGGGACCACCUGGCAUCGGUUACGAAGGCCGCCAGGGGCCGCCAGGACCUCCGGGGCCCCCAGGACCACCGGGGCCCCCUUCCUUUCCUGGCCCUUACAGGCAGACUAUCAGCGUUCCAGGCCCCCCAGGCCCACCUGGGCCACCGGGACCCCCUGGAUCCAUGGGCGGCUCCUCAGGGCAGGUGAGGGUCUGGGCCACGUACCAGACCAUGCUGGACAAGGUGCCCGAGGUGCCGGAGGGCUGGCUCAUGUUUGUGGCCGAGAGGGAGGAGCUGUACGUCCGUGUCCGGAAUGGGUUCCGGAAGGUUCUGCUGGAGGCCCGCACGCCACUGCCACGUGGGACGGGGACGGACAACGAGGUAGCCGCCUUGCAGCCGCCGGUGGUGCAGCUGCACGAGGGCAACCCUUACCCCCGCCGGGAGCCUCCCCAGCCCACGGCUCGGGCCUGGCGGGGGGACGACAUCCGGGCCAGCCCCCCGCGCCUGCCUGUCGCCCAGCCCUACCCGGGGGCCCCGCACCACGGCGCCUACGUGCACCCCCGGCCGGUGCACCCCACGGGCUCGCCCGCCCACACCCACCACGACUUCCAGCCGGUGCUACACCUGGUCGCGCUCAACAGCCCGCAGUCGGGCGGCCUGCGCGGCAUCCGCGGCGCCGACUUCCAGUGCUUCCAGCAGGCGCGCGCCGUGGGGCUGGCGGGCACCUUCCGCGCCUUCCUGUCCUCGCGGCUGCAGGACCUCUACAGCAUCGUGCGACGCGCCGACCGCGCCGCCGUGCCCAUCGUUAACCUCAGGGACGAGGUGCUGUUCCCCAGCUGGGAGGCCUUGUUCUCGGGCUCUGAGGGCCAGCUGAAGCCCGGCGCCCGCAUCUUCUCUUUCGACGGCAGAGACGUCCUUCAGCACCCUGCCUGGCCCCAGAAGAGCGUGUGGCACGGCUCAGACCCCAGCGGGCGCCGGCUGACCGAAAGCUACUGUGAGACGUGGCGGACUGAGGCCAGGACGGCCACGGGCCAGGCCUCCUCGCUGCUGGCGGGCCGGCUGCUGGAGCAGAAGGCCGCCGGCUGCCACCACGCCUUCAUUGUUCUCUGCAUCGAGAACAGCUUCAUGACCUCCGCCUCCAAGUAGGAUCUCGGCUGCCUCCACGGACGGAUGGACGGACGGACGGACGGACCGACAGGUGGCUGGAAAGGAGCAUCAGGCUGGAGGAGCAGAGCGGGGCCCCAGGUGGGGCAGGAGCCUCUGCCGGCACCUCAGAGAGGGGCCUGGCGGGGACACUUUCCUGUAUGGUUCACAUUUCAUGUAAUCUUCAAGAAAUAAAAGGAAGCCAAAGAGAGUAUUUUUUAAAAAGUUUAAACAGCCUGGUGCCCAGCCUCUUCCUCUGCCCUCCCCAUGGUCCAGCGCCAGCUGGCCAGCCAGGUCAGCAGGGGGACUGCUCGGUGCCCGUGCAGCCUCCCGGCCCGAUCAGGCCAGAGCACAGAACUGCCUCUGUUUAGGCAUCGACUGCCCCGGAGGCGCGUCCCCAGGGCCUCCCAGGUGCUGAGAGGGGCCCUCCGCCUCCCGGCAGGUGCCGGCUCCUGCAGACCCCAGGCCUGUGCUGCCCAGCCACAAGGGGGCGCCGGGGCUGCACCCUCAGGCUUCCUGCUCCCUCCCCUCCCCUGGCCCAGGGGCUGCACGUUCCCAAGCUCGACACCCCCUGUGGACCCCAGGGGCUGCCACACAGGAAGCCUGCCUGUCCCCUGGAGCCAGCCCUGCCACGUGAGGUCCGGACACUAUACUGGCUUCUUGAGUGACCCGAGGUCACAACCAGCAGAGCUCCGGCUGUACUGGGAGUUUCGAUGAGUCCAUAAACCCAGCGCCCUGUCGUUGGGCCCCGGCCUCACACCCGGGGCGAGGAUUCCUGCCUGCAGCACCUGCCCAGCUCUGCCUCGGAGCACGUCCUGGGACCCAGCUGGGCCCCAACCCAGCACCCCGCCCCCUCCAAUCCUUGGCCGGAACUGCCUCCUGCUGAGCUCAGCGCCCGGAUCCCUGGGUUCAACUUUGCAGGACACGGAGCUCAGAAACCUCUGGGGCCACAGGGGGUGGCCACGUGUGCCCCCAGCCGGGACACGGCUCACAGCCUGCACGGGCCUGCCCAGUCCAGCCCCGGGACAGGCGAGGUGGCACGGAGGGGUCCGAGCCAGCCGGGGACAGGACUGGGCCGUGUGCCCAGUGGCCGCGUGUGCAAGGCAGCGGCUGAGGGCCAUGUGGGCUCGGACCCUGCUCCCCACUAUGCACAGCACAGCCCUGGGAAAAUACACGGCCUCCUUGCUGGAGGAGUGAAGGGGACUUUGGGGGUGCAUGUGGGCAUCUCUGGGGGAGCUGGCAGGGUGGCAGGCCAGAGCCCAGGGUCCAUCCCAGGGUCUGCCGUCCGAGCAUGAGACUGUAAAGCGGCGGGAUCUGUCCUGUGAAGGAUGUUGUUCCAAAAGCUCCAAAUAAAAACAACCGUUUCCACCAA